Molecule: messenger RNA, 3324 nt
Organism: Coregonus sp. 'balchen'
Lineage: Eukaryota; Metazoa; Chordata; Actinopteri; Salmoniformes; Salmonidae
Source: the annotation of a GenBank genome assembly
AUGACAAGUUGAGCCCGGUCUUGCACCCUAGAAGCACCCGACAAGGUUGACCUCUAUCUCCAUUAUUAUUCAUAUUUUUGUUGGUCAAUAAUACAAUACACUGGAUUGUACACAAAUCCUCAUUAUAUGUUUAUAAUGUAUUGUUUUAUAUUAGGAAGCAGGAAAGUCAGUGUCUCAAUUUAUUAUACCCCUAUCGGGUAUAAGCUUGAAAGGUAUGAUAAAAGUUAAGUUAGAACUUAUUUCUCAGUCCAAUAUUGUGUAGCUACUGUACAUGUAUCCAGACAGCCAGACAUUAGCAACACUAGACCAGACAUAAUUAAUAUAGUUACACCCCUCUGGUGUGUAGGUCCCAGAGCUACAAAGCCAGCACUGAUAAUUAUAUCUCUGUCUGUGAAAACGUUCACAAAAUAGUACAGUCAUGGUCAAAAGUUUUGAGAAUGACACAAGUAUUGGUCUUCACAAAGUUCGCUGCUUCAGUGUUAUGAGAUAUUUUUGUCAGAUGUUACUAUGGUAUACUGAAGUAUAAUUACAAGCAUUCCAUAAGUGUCAAAGGCUUUUUAUUGACAAUUACAUUAAGUUUGUACAAAGAGUCAAUAUUUGCAGUGUUGACCCUUCUUCUUCAAGACCUCUGCAAUUCGCCCUGGCAUGCUAUCAAUUAACUUCUGGGCCACAUCCUGACUGAUGGCAGCCCAUACUUGCAUAAUAAAUGCUUGGAGUUUGUCAGAAUUUGUGGGUUUUUGUUUGUCCACCUGCCUCUUGAGGAUCGACCACAAGUUUUCAAUGGGAUUAAGGUCUGGGGAGUUUCCUGGCCAUGGACCCAAAAUGUCGAUGUUUUGUUCCCCGAGCCACAUAGUUAUCAAUUUUGCCUUAUGGCAAGGUGCUCCAUCAUGCUGGAAAAGGCAUUGGUCGUCACCAAACUGUUUUUGGAUGGUUGGGAGAAGUUGCUCUCGGAGGAUGUGUUGGUACCAUUCUUUAUUCAUGGCUGUGUUCUUAGGCAAAUUUGUAAGUGAGCCCACUCCCUUGGCUGAGAAGCAACACAUGAAUGGUCUCAGGUUGCUUUACUGUUGGCAUGACACAGGACUGAUGGUAGCGCUCACCUUGUCUUCUCUGGACAAGGUGUUUUCCGGAUGCCCCAAACAAUUCAUCAGAGAAAAUGACUUUACCCCAGUCCUCAGCAGUCCAAUCCCUGUACCAUUUGCAGAAUAUCAGUCUGUCCCUGAUGUUUUUCCUGGAGAGAAGUGGCUUCGUUGCUGCCCUUCUUGACACCACGCCAUCCUCCAAAAGUCUUCGCCUCACUGUGCGUGCAGAUGCACUCACACCUGCCUGCUGCCAUUCCUGAGCAAGCUCUGCACUGAUGGUGCCCCGAUCCCGCAGCUGAAUCAACGUUAGGAGACGGUCCUGGCACUUGCUGGACUUUCUUGGGCGCCCUGACUCCUUCUUCACAACAAUUUUAACCUCUCUCCUUGAAGUUCUUGAUGAUCCGAUAAAUGGUUGAUUUAGGUGCAAUCUUACUAGCAGCAAUAUCCUUGCCUCUGAAGCCUUUUUUUGUGCAAAGCAAUGAUGACGGCACCUGUUUCCUUGCAGGUAACCAUGGUUAACAGAGGAAGAACAAUGAUUUCAAGCACCGCCAUCCUUUUAAAGCUUCCAGUCUGUUAUUCUAACUCAAUCAGCAUGACAGAGUGAUCUCCAGCCUUGUCCUUGUCAACACUCUCACCUGUGUUAACGAGAGAAUCACUGACAUGAUGGCAGCUGGUCCUUUUGUGGCAGGCCUGAAAUGCAGUGGAAAUGUUUUUUUGGGAUUAAGUUCAUUUUCAUUGCAAAGAGGGACUUUGCAAUUAAUUACAAUUCAUCUGAUCACUCUUCAUGACAUUCUGGAGUAUAUGCAAAUUGCCAUCAUCAAAACUGAGGCAGCAGACUUUGUGAAAAUUAGUAUUUGUGUCAUUCUCAAAACUUUUGACCACGACUGUACACUUGUUAUUGAAGCGUAGUAGUUAGGUGUGCUAAAAUGCCUGUUUGAUAUUUUGGCUCACCCCUGCACAUCCCUUACAGCCUUUUGAUGCAAUGUAUACAUUUUUUAUGGCUAUUGUUUAUUUUCAGUUCAUGGUCUUGUUUGGUUGGUUCUGGUUUCAUUGAAUCUGCACUGGUAUAGUAUUUUCAGUUUUUUAUAUAUAUUUUAAUUUUCUGUAGAUUAGUAUUUUAUUUUUUUGUUCCGCUUUGCUUUUUAUGUUUUAUGUUUUAUAUAAUUACUUUCCAGUGUUUGAUUGAAUAGCUAUUGUCUUUGUUCAGAUCGUCUUGCAUUUCUUCUAACUCUGCUCUUUUCUUUUUCUGUUUGCAGGAGGGGAGUUAGUCAUCCCUGUACUUGUAGAGGAUCCCAUAGACAUCCCUCCUGUUUCCACCCGUUCCACCUUCAUCCCCCUCCCCCCAACCCUCCGCCCUGUCCUCACCAUUAUCGAGACCACAAAAGAGUCCCUGCCCAUGGCCACUGAGGUGGGGGUACCUUGCUUGUCGGACCGAGGCAGCGAUGAUUGUGAUGAUGGUCUUGAUGGUGAUGGUGGUGAUUAUGAUGGCAUGGUGAUUUCGGGGUUUGGCUCUGGCGAAGCUUUCGACUCUAGCCUGCCCCCUACUGACGAUGAAGAUUUUUACACCACCUUCUCCCUGGUAACAGAUAAGAUCUUGACCACGUCGGCCUAUGAAGGUGGCUACAACGCUCUCGCGCCCAAGUGGGAGGCCAAGGACUUGAGGCCUAGUAAAGCCUCAGAGGCGGGUAGGACUACACCCACCCCGCCUCUACCCGACCUCAGGGGCACUGUAGCGGAGGCGUCCCUCCCAUCAGACAGCACGCCAGCCAAACUGCCCGCCGGGAAAAUGGACAACCGCGAAGUGAUCAAAGCCCUGCAGCCGGACAUAGUCCUGCUGCCUCUGCCCACUGCGUCCUUCGACCUGGAUGGCACCAAGCCUCGUGGGCCCCUCAUCACCUCACCCAUGCUGCGUACGGUGCCCGCCGCGUUACCCACCGCACCCGUCGUGAGGCGUGUGCCCCCGGGGCCCUCUGAGGUGAUACGAGAAUCCAGCAGCACAACGGGCAUGGUGGUGGGGAUCGUCUCGGCCGCGGCACUCUGCAUCCUCAUCCUCCUCUAUGCCAUGUACAAGUACAGGAACAGGGACGAAGGUUCCUACCAGGUAGACGAGACACGGAAUUACAUCAGCAACUCGGCGCAGACCAACGGCACCGUGGUGAAAGACAAAGCGCCCAGCGGGGGCAGUGGCGCCAAGGGAUCCAGCGGCAAGAGACCGAAAGACAAGGACAAAGAAUACUAUGUAUAG